GCUUCACGUCAAAGCUCAGAUUUUCGCCACUCAAUUGUUUCUCGCAAAAACAAAGCUAGUAAAAAGCACGACACAAACAAAACAAACAAGCACAUACACACCAAUAUGAGACUUCGAGCUUGCCCAUUUCGAAAUAUCUGUGUUGAUACUGCUAGUCCAAAACUAUAUUCAUCACUGAAUUAUUCAUUUCUUCCUUGUUGUAAAGCGAUAUUUUCCUGAGUUUUGUUUGAAAAGACAGAAUCCUUUCAGGCUGUUGUUCCUACUCAUUACACGUUCAACAAACCGUGAGAGCUCAGAUCAUUUGAUACGCCCAUAGCUCCUUUCCUCCCCCCACAUUAUGAACCACAAAGACCGUGGAAGGUCACCAGACCGGUGCAGUGGAUGCCAGACGAGAGGGUUGGUUGCAAGGCGAGAUCGCUCGGUGACUACAAACCCCAAGAAUCACUCAGCGCAUACUCCUGAUCCACUCUCUCGCCGCGUCACUGUAGUCAUUCGCAGUGACGAGUCGGUGGAAGCAACAGAGCAGAGCGUUCGCCACAAAAUCGUUCAGACGAGGGAAAGCAAGCCGAGAGGAGAGGGCAAAUUUGAAAAUCACUAAUCGCAGCUCCUCACAAUCUUCGAGCAUAGUGGAUGUAAUCACUGGGAAUUGUCAGGCUGCACAAUGGGAGUAGUGUCAUUGAUGUCACCCACCGGAAUGCUCCCCAGCGCGCGGUGAAAAUUUACACUCUCGUGGUGGAAAAAUCUGCCUUUUGUUGUUGGCAAUUCGCCUGGUGGUGUGUUGUGAGGCAUUAGUGUCGAUGCAUCACACCUGAAAUCAGCUUACCAUUCGUGUAACACAAACAGGGAACAAUACGACAUCGAUCGCAAGGAAAGAGCAGCAGAGGUCAGGAAUAUAAAACCGAGUUGAGCUGGAAGUAAUUCUGAGUUGAUCUGGUGAAGGAGGAGAGAGUAGUAUUCCAGCUAGCACUUGAGGGUCGCCUUCAAUUGAAACCUCGUUACCUUCCAGAAGACGCAGUCAGCUUUGACGUGCGCCUUUUCAUUUGUUGGUUUCUGUACGCAGCUUGAACCUCGACACCAAAGGGUUUUUUUACGGUUGUCGUGGUAUUUUGUGAACCUGUGCCGUAUGUAUGCAGUUAGCCACGAAGGGUCAUGGUUCCACCGGAGAGGGGCAGUCUCCUUAUUUCGCUACUGAUUCUGGUGUCGUUCAGCCGUGUGCGGGCGUGGCAUGAAUUAGACAACUCCCCGUUUCACUGUUGGCCCCUCAUUAACCCGGAUGAGAAGAACUAUCUGCAUGAUUGUCACGGUCUGACGAUGGCGUGGUUGGCGGACCCGCCCCUCGAAGUCCGGAGUGCAGACAACUUUGUGGUGAAUUUCACGAUUCAAGUGGCGGACUCCUUCUUCGACUGGGCGGUGAGGAACGACACGUCUUACGCGGUGGAAUACAAACCAGUUUUCCAUCCCGACCUCAAACUGAAGACGGGCUCGGAGGCGAGACGAUGGUGCGAAAGCACCCGCUGCCCUGAUAAGUCAAAUGCUGAUCAAUACAACUGUUGUUUCCAUCACGUCAACGUUCACUCCUGCCCUCAGGACAAGCUCGGCACCGGCAUAUGCGGUCCAUGGGUUCCGCCAGACGGAGAUAUAUUCACACAUACGGAGUCCCAGGUUGAUAGCCUAAACCACACUGAUUGGUCCACCGCUGUUGCACUCGUCCCUGUAGGAGUGACGUCAAUCAUUGCGCACAUCCGGAUUGGCAACCUGCAGGCGGCAUUGCACCACACACUGACCGUCAAACGUCGGAGUGAUUGCGGCAACAACGAAUGCGAAGGGGAUGAAGGGGAGGAUUGUUCAACCUGCCCGGCCGAUUGCAACAGAUGCCCGCUGCCACAGGGUGCUGUAGCGGCCAUUGCAUGUACCUGCGUCUUCAUCAUGGCCGUCUUUUGUGUCGUUAUCGGGUAUUUCUACUGGAGGCAAGAAAAGAUGCUGUGGGACGAGAGCUGGAUCGUCAACUAUGACGACAUCAAGCCAGAUACCGGCAUGCGAGGAUUCACUGGUAGUGUAAUCAGCGUCCGUACCGAUAACGAGGCUUCUAGCAUCGGUGGGUUAGCUGCUGCGGCACAUUCUAAACAGCUCUUCGCCCAAACCGGAAUCCUCAACGGGCAAACUGUUGCCAUUAAAAUCAUCAACAAAAUUUCAUUCGCCUUGGACAAACGUAUCCGGAAGGAGGUGAAACAAGUAAGAGACAUUCAUCACGUAAACCUAUGCAAGUUCAUGGGAGGGUGUAUUGAGGUCCCUCACGUUGCCAUAGCGACGGAGUAUUGUCCCAAAGGCAGCCUAACGGAUGUCCUUCUUAACGAUGAUGUUCCACUGAAUUGGAGUUUUAGGUUUUCAUUCUGUAGUGAUAUAGCCCGCGGAAUGAACCAUUUACACAGCAACAGAAUCUACCAUGGAAGACUCAAAUCCUCCAACUGCGUGGUAGACGACAGAUGGGUGGUGAAAAUAUCUGAUUACGGUCUGCGAGAGUACCGGAAAACUGAAGGAGUUCAACCGGGCGAGAACGAGACCUAUGCGGCCUUGGUUGCUAGAGUUUACCUUCCCCCAGAAAUACUGGAAUUUCCCAACUCUGCCGUCACGCCGGCCGUGGAUGUUUAUAGUUUCGCAGUAAUACUAGUUGAAAUCGCCACGAGAAACGAACCCUGUGAAUCCCAAGACCUGGAUAAAAUAGACGGUAGGUGGCGCCCCGUUCUUCCCGAUCUCAACUCUUCUGACGUCAUGCCGGAUGACGAAAGAUGCCCGUGCCCCGACGAGUACAAAAAGCUGAUCGAGCGGUGUUGGCAGUCGAAUCCGACUCUGCGACCCGCUUUCUCUCAGAUCAAGUCCACGUUACAUAGUAUCAACCCUAGCAAGCUCAGCCCUGUCGACAUGAUGAUGCAGUUAAUGGAGAAAUACUCCAAGCACUUAGAGACGCUGGUUGCUGAGAGAACACAGGAUCUAGAACUGGAGAAACAGAAGACGGACCGACUACUCUAUAGUAUGCUUCCCAAGCCAGUGGCCGAUGAUCUACGGCAAGGUAUACCAAGCAAGGCUGAGGCCUUCGAAAGUUGCACCAUCUUUUUCAGUGACAUAGUGGGCUUCACGAGUCUAUCUAGCGGUAGUUCACCCUACGAAGUUGUGGCUCUUCUCAACAAGUUGUACGUGACUUUCGACUCCAUCAUCGAUGCGUAUGACGUGUACAAGGUGGAGACGAUUGGAGAUGCCUACAUGGUGGUAUCUGGCAUUCCAAAACGCAAUGGUCUAGUCCACGCAGGGGAAAUCGCAAGCAUGGCCUUAGACUUGGUACAAGUCUGUGAGACGUUUGUUAUCCCACACAGGCAGAAUCUUAAGCUCAGAAUUCGAGCGGGUAUUCAUUCAGGUCCUGUUGUUGCGGGAGUUGUGGGCCUCAAAAUGCCCAGGUACUGUCUAUUUGGCGACACAGUCAACACCGCAUCCAGAAUGGAGUCCACAGGAGAAGCUCUGAAGAUCCAAGCGAGCGAAGCAUGCGUAAAAAUCCUCGACGUUCUCGGCGGCUACGACACCGUGAUGCGAGGGGAAAUGCCGGUCAAGGGGAAAGGCAUUAUGAUUACGUACUGGGUGGAGGGGAAACACGAUAAUCCGACGACAGACUCAACCCAGACGCUACUCACCGCGACCAACGUGGUACUCAACGGCGAGCCGGACAAGCCAGCCGGCUCGCCAAGAGAGCAGCUGUCUGUCAGCGACUUUGACGAGGAGACUGGUAACCGCAAGGUGUCGUUACCAGGCUCAAUCGAAGAUCGAGAGGUGAACGAGAAAUCUUGUCUGAUCAAUGAAAGCCAAGUAUGAUGCCCAACCCUCGUCGACCUCCAGCUUCGCUCAGCCCACGACCUUUUCCUCAAGGCGACUUCUUAUAUUUCUAAGGCUCCAUUGCUAACGGCAACCCAAGUCAACUCUCCAGCGUGCAAUGGGAAUGCACUCCUUCCAUCCACCAGGGUGUUCAGAUGCCGUUGGUGUGUUGCGUUUCCUUGUCAAAAUCUUGCGCCCGUAGAUAGCGCAAUCGGGUAUACGGGCGACAUCUCGACCCCUACGGGUAGUCCCAUACUGUAGGCCUCAUUUCAAAGCAUCAGUCCCGUAGUGUGUCAAGAAAACCUCCAUGUUCUUAUUUUUCGGGUCUUUUUUAAUGAAGGUUUUGUGGUGAUCUGGUGAAGACCCAUUCAUCAAAUCCCGCUGUACAUUGCAUGAGAUGUCUCACAGUUGGCUGUGCUAAUGUUGUUAACCCCGUGCGGAAGCUGACAACUGAGGGAGCCCUUUAGUAUUAGUGGCUGAUGUGGAUAGGUUGGCCGCGUCCGAAUGCUUUGGCUGUGGGAACCGGCUGCGGCUACGACCGUAGACGUAAAUUACAUACUUAAAUGGCACAGCUAAGUUAUUCAGACAUGGCCCAUGGUUUCUGUAGACCUUUCUUUUACUGACAAACACUGACUGCCAAAAUUGCAGACAGUUUACCCUUGGUUGGUAGCGUUUGCCUCUAAAUGCUCAUUUUGCUUCGUCUGCGUUGACAUAGGAAGCAUUUUCUGUAUUUAGUUGCAGUAUUCAUUAUUUUGUGUUGGAAUAUUGUACAUGAGAUCUUCGUAUACUUUGUCAAUGAUUCAUUCGUUUUGUACUUGCUGCACUUGUGACGUUAGCGGAAGAAAGGUUGUUAGGCACUCCGCCCUCAACCAUUUGCACAAAUGCAAAAACUUAUACGGCUCAACGCACAACCAACAAGUUUUAUCUUGUGACUGUAUGCCUGAAAGUGCGCCACCAAUAAAAAUGAAUAACCGAACUUGGGAAAAAGCUUAUAGGCUCAUGCGUAAAUAUUAGCAUUUUUUUAAUUUCGGCAUCAGUAUGUUUAAUGUGACGUUUUUGGACUUUAUAAUUCCAAUGUACCAUGGAUUUUGAUACCACUUGAAUUCUCGUCGACCCUGACCUGGUUAGGAUCACUAUGUUUUCUUGUUAUUUUUAGCCUGAAAGGUAGCCCUUCAAGCAGGAAGAUGAACAAGGAUUUUGACAGGUGGUAAAACCUUAAAAACGGGGUGUUUGAGGGGCGAUUCGUGUAAAACGAGCCUUAGUGUUUUGUUUUGUUUUUCGAGACGUUACUGUUGUGUUGACGCACGAUGCUCACUGGAUGUGUUGUGGCAAAGUACAUGUAAUCAUUGCAGACCUGUUGAGAUGCAUGAUUUCCUGAGAUUUCCUAAGUAACGGCCUUUACUCAUCGACUACUGAGUAUCAAAGUUACAACUCGACCAGACAAGAUGCGAAAGCCGAAAGCAGAACUAGAAGGUACUUACGCUCUGUGCCCCUGUAGUAUUUUCGACGUGCGCGUGGCCUAGUGAUCUUUGUACAUCUAAGAACCCCUUUUCACACCGUUUGGGCUCCCUUUUUUGCUUAGAAGUGGAAGACUUCAAUUGAAACAUGUUACAUCAUGAAUUCCCUGGUUUUGAACACCCUUGAAAAUUGUGAGAAAAGGGGUUACCCUUCAAUAGGCCUUACAGACUGCCUGAAAGCUUCUUAUAAACCCAGCUAUGUUCGUGCUUGAGCAGCGGCUUUUUGCCCCAAACGAUGUUAACUCCCUCCCCAUCCAGUAUUCUGCGAUAACACCCCCUCCCUGACAAAAAUUAUUUGUUGUCAUGUACGUUACUGCUCUUGCCAACGAAACCGACAGAUUUUGUUCGUUUGGUUUUCCGUUUUGUUUUUGUUGUUUUUCAUAUUUAACAAACUUCCAGCUCGAAAAUUAGGGCUAGCAAGAAUCCAGGGCUGACAAUAACGAUUUUGUUUUCCUUUUGAUGUUUAAUGUUUCAGUCUGACGUUACUUCUUUUCAGAAUCAUCAUCUCCAAAACUACGGUGAACGCCUCUUGUAUUAUCGUUUAGAGUGUCUAAAUUUGGCAACUGCGCGUGUACGGUGGAGACAGUUUAUUGACAGUGACAAAACACAAGAGAGACAGACAAGACAAGACAGACCGAACUGACACAUGACCCGCUGUUUUAGAGAGGGGGUGGGUGUGGAUUGCCUCCUUCCCAAGCGGUCAAAGUACUAUGUUGCAAGUCGACAGCCGAUAGUUUCGGGCGCGUCGCGCUUCGUGUGUGGGCCGAAGAUGAGCUUUUCAUGGUUUCCAAGGUGUCGAGAGAGUGCGCCCUCAGUCUGUGCUUCCUGUAAAAAAUUCCACUCUGGCCUUGGCCAGCGAUUGGUAGGCCUUUUGUGUGAGCAAUCAUGAAAGGGCUGGCCCAUAACCACAUUUUCUGGCUGAGGUCUUCAGUAGAAUAUAUUUCUUUCCGAAAAGGGGUAGGGAGAUUGUAUUCAAAGUAUCAUGUGCUAUUUCCACAUUCUGCUCGUGUGUCCCGCGUGGCCACGCCCCCACGCCGGAUCCACCAGUGAAGAAACGUUAAAUCUGGCAUAUAAUUGUAUUAGACAUGAUACCACUAAGCCUGCUCAACUGUAUUGUUGAUUUUUACAGGUGGUGGGGUGAUCUGUUUCUGCCGAUUGUUAUCCACCUUUUUUAUGAUUUUUUUUUCUGUUCUCAAUUUAUCUUGUGUGUAUCAUUUAUGUGACAAAUUUCCCAAAAUGGCUAGCGGGGGACCCGUGAAGGAGUUCUUCUCUUAUUCGUUGAUGACCGUGACUGGUACCAUGCCGUGCGAUUUUUUUGUCUGCAUCUUUGAGUCUAUACGGUGUUCAUCACCUCCUUGUAUUUAUUUAUUUGUUAUUUAUUUUUUUAUUGUAAAUAUGAACUGUAUAUCGAACUGCCUUUCGUCUUGCUAGCAUUUAAUUCAAACAGUUUAGUUGGAAGAAAAAACAAGGAUCUUACACUCCAGUGUGUAAAUUAUAUAAGUGUAGUUCGUAUGAGUGAUCUUAUGCGCUCAACAAAGACGACGGUGGUUUUAACACAUUUUAAGAAAAAUAAUCCGCACUUUUUAGGUCUAACUGUAGAAUUUAUCGAAGUGAACAUAAUUAUUCCUUACUCUGAUACAAUUGAUAGAGGGUUUGAUUACCGCAAAAAGUUUUAUUGUACAUGAUAUUUCAAGAGAACUUUCCGUUUUGUAUUUAACUGUGUGGCGUGCAUUAAUAAAACGAACACGAACAGACCCGUGUGUAAUAUAUGAGGAAAUAUUUUAAUGUAUAUUUGAUACUUGUUAAUUUAUGUGAUUGAAACGGUCCUAGAAUGUAGCUGGUAAUCGAUUGAUUGGUUACUGAUUGAUUUGAAUGCCCUUUAUCCCUUCCUUGAUAUUAAAAUACCGACACAAUGCAAGAUUGGCGGCUUGAAGUGUUCUGU
Messenger RNA from Acanthaster planci (crown-of-thorns starfish), 7317 nucleotides. RefSeq names its product atrial natriuretic peptide receptor 2-like. The record is from RefSeq and is a predicted model, not a curated record. NCBI's taxonomy places the organism in Eukaryota, Metazoa, Echinodermata, Asteroidea, Valvatida, Acanthasteridae. Gene Ontology annotation, biological process: receptor guanylyl cyclase signaling pathway; protein phosphorylation; intracellular signal transduction. Gene Ontology annotation, molecular function: protein kinase activity; peptide receptor activity; guanylate cyclase activity. Gene Ontology annotation, cellular component: plasma membrane.